Messenger RNA from Centruroides sculpturatus (bark scorpion), 2656 nucleotides. Its product is annotated as UPF0577 protein KIAA1324-like. The annotation marks the transcript as partial. Lineage: Eukaryota; Metazoa; Arthropoda; Arachnida; Scorpiones; Buthidae. The record is from RefSeq and is a predicted model, not a curated record. The transcript is spliced from 18 exons.
GUACAAAAUGAUCAAUGUCAAACUGUAGCUGAAGCAAAGAAAUAUAAAUGGCCACCAUCAACAGAAGAAGGCGAAUGGAAAAUAAUGACAAUGCAGCUAAAAGCUGGAUUGAAUAUUUUAUAUUGGAAAACAAUAGGCAUGAGUCUUGGUGACAAUGGAAGGAAACCUAAACCUGUUAGAAUUAAGAGCAUUGAAAUUACAGGUGUAGCAUAUACAUCUGAAUGUUCUCCAUGUGAGCCUGGAACAUACAGUAGUGAAGGUUCAAAGCUUUGUACCCCAUGUGCAGAAAAUACUUAUUCUGGAAAGGGUGCUUCUUCAUGCAUUGCUUGCAACAAUGCUACUCAGUAUGCACCAAAAGGAUCUGCAUAUUGCUUAAAUCAACCACCAUGUACAGAACAAGAUUUUUAUGAAAUACGUUCUCCCUGUGACGAAAAUAAAGAAACAUCUUUAAUAUAUAAAUGGGUUGAACCUAAAUUAUGUCGUACUGAUAUUGAUGGAGCUGUUUCUUUAUCACCAUCUGGGAAAAAAUUAAAAUGUCCUCCAUGCAGCCCAGGAAUGGAAUAUGUCAACAAAUCAGGAUGUACAUUUUGUCCUAAAGACCAUUAUUCUAAUGGUUCAGUUCGUAAGUUAUUUUAUUUUUUAUCAUUAUUUUUUAAUAAUAUAACAAAAGGAUCUGCAUAUUGCUUAAAUCAACCACCAUGUACAGAACAAGAUUUUUAUGAAAUACGUUCUCCCUGUGACGAAAAUAAAGAAACAUCUUUAAUAUAUAAAUGGGUUGAACCUAAAUUAUGUCGUACUGAUAUUGAUGGAGCUGUUUCUUUAUCACCAUCUGGGAAAAAAUUAAAAUGUCCUCCAUGCAGCCCAGGAAUGGAAUAUGUCAACAAAUCAGGAUGUACAUUUUGUCCUAAAGACCAUUAUUCUAAUGGUUCAGUUCCUUGUCAGCGCUGCCCAGCUUCUACAGCACCUAACUAUGGCUUAUUGUACAAAUGGUGGCAUGAUAUUCCGUUAGGUUUUAAUACUCGUUGCAUGAGUGUUGAAGAAGGAGGAUGUAAAAAUUCUCCAACAUGGCAACCUGCAGGGGAUCAUAUUCACUCAGCUUUGGGACAUAGAGAUGAUGUAUUUCUAAUUUUGUCAUUAGAUGUAUCAGGAUUUAGAGGUAGAGAAAGAGUUGUUAAUGGACAUGCUGCAGAAAUUGGCAGAGUCAGUUUUGUCUUUGAACUAGAUUGUACUGGAAACUGCUAUUUCGUUUUCAUGUUUGCAACUAAUAGAAAAGAAGUUUCUGAAAUUCAGAGUUGGAGUGGAAAACAAGAAAAACAACAUUUUAGUUAUCCAAUUGUGUUAAAUGAUACGUAUAUCUUCAAUUGGGCUUUCCAGAGACAGAGUUAUGAAGAAAUUAAAAAACAUUCUAAUUCUGAUAGUAAAAACAUAGCUAAAAUAUAUGAAAUAACUGUCACAAAUACAGUGGAUGGAGGUGCAUCAGAGUGUUUACCAUGUCCUCAAGGAACAGAAGCAGAAGGAUGCAUUCCCUGUCCACCUGGUCAUUAUAUCAAAGAUAAAGAUAGUUUACAAUGUUUACCAUGUCCCUCAAAUACGUAUGUUUCUGACCCUUUUCCAUAUGGUAUAAAAUCUUGUAAACCUUGUGGACCUGGUUUAUAUAGUGAUGAUGGACAGAACUGUCAAACAAAUUGCAAAUUGAAUUUUUCAGAUGGUCAGCAUUAUGAUCUCACUUCUCUUCCACCGUAUGUAUCUAUUUAUUUAACAAUAUUAGACUUUUCCAUUGAAUCUAUUGGACCACAACUUGAAGAAGAUGUUCAUGCAUUAGUGUGCAGAUCAACAAUUAUUCCUUCUCAGACAGAUGGUUCAGAUUCAGUGAUGGCUUUCCAGGCAGUAAGUUUAGGUGAUAAUUUGAUUGGAAUUUCUCCACACCCAACAUUAAGAAACAUUUCUGUUGCUCCUGAAUUUAUUCAAUCUGCAAAGGGAAAUUCAGAUGUUCAUUUCUUCUACAGUUCUUCUAGCACAACUCCAGCUUGUUCUUCAGGCCGUACAACUACACUUACACUUCGCUGUGAUAAAAAUGCAGAAGGCAGUGGUCAUCUCUCACUACCAGCAAACUGCCCAGAUGGAACCUGUGAUGGUUGCAAUUUUCACUUUUUAUGGCAAACUGUACUUGCUUGUCGUAUAUGCACAGAAUCAGAUUAUCAGGUUGUAAAAGGAGAGUGCAUACAUGGAGUUCAAACUUUCCAUUACAUAUCACCAAUGGGUUGCAUUCCUCCAAAUGCUGAUGAUAAACCACUUACUCGCACACAGCCUUGCUCUGCUAUUCCUCAGGAAUUACAGAUUGUUAUUGGUGCAAGUGUAGCUUUAGGACUUCUGUUGUUUACAAUGGUUCUCUAUUUUUGGAAGAAAAAUCGAAAACUUGAAUAUAAAUACAUGAAAUUAGUUCAGUCAAGUUCUUCUAAAGAUGGAGAAUUACCUACUGCAGAGAGUUGUGCAAUUGAAGAUGAUGAAGAAGAUCAUUUUGAAAGUAUGACAUUUAAUGAGAAGGGGAGAGGUAUUUUUGGAAAAUUUCGUACUAUUCGAAUAGGAAACGAUAAAGAAGGAACAGGAAUAAAGUAUGAAACUAUCCAUUUAACAAGGAAAGAAACACUUUCGUAAU